GGCUCUGCGACAUUUCCACCACUCGAACGUCAUUUUCCAGCGACCUGCUGGGUAGUUGUUUGCAGAAGGUAGCGUCAUGGCGUCGGGAGCAGGAGACUCGGCCACUGGGCACGAUGCGGAGCUGGACGAGUUGCUGGACAGUGCACUGGAUGACUUUGACAAGACAGUGGCCCCUCCGGCCCCUGAGCCUGCAGCUGCAUCCUCCUCAGCCACCAGUGGGACAGACAAGCCACCCCUCCUCGAGGACUGCAAGCUCUUUGAGACUCUCUUCGAGGGGGAAAUGGCAACUCAAGCCAAGGAGGAGUGGGAGAAGGCCAUGACAGAGCUGGCUCAAGAGGAGCCAGAGUUACUGGAGCAUUUUCAAAAACUGUCAGAAGCUGCGGGCAAAGUUGGCACUGACACAGCCUCCCAGCAGGAAUUCACCUCCUGUCUUAAAGAAACCCUUCGUGGCCUGGCCAAAAAUGCAGACAACUUGCAGUCCACUGGACUAGCGGGUGAUGAUCUUGUCAAGGCUCUGGAAGGUCUGGGAUUAGAAGAGGGUGGUGAAGGAAGUGAUGAAGGCAAUAUUUUGCCCAUCAUGCAGUCCAUCAUGCAGAAUCUUCUUUCUAAGGAAGUGCUUUAUCCAUCUCUCAAAGAGAUUACCACAAAGUACCCAGAGUGGUUGGAUGCCAACAAGCCAAGCCUUAGCUCAGAUGACUACCAGCGCUAUGAAAAGCAGUCCAAACUCAUGGGAGAGAUCUGCAAGCACUUUGAAAAGGAGGAUGAAGAGGCAGGGGAUAAAGAGAGCACAUUUGAGAGGAUCAUGGACCUGAUGCAACAGCUGCAAGACCUUGGCCAGCCACCUAAAGAGUUAGCAGGUGAUGCGCCUCCAGGAUUUAACUUUGACAUGGAUUCACUCAAUCUCCCAGGAGGGUCUGGGUCAGGGGCAGCAGAGCAGUGCUCCAUCAUGUGAGGAGGAAGCAGCGUGGUCCAUUCCAUCAUUUGAGCCGGAGGGUCACUCUGUGUGCAUCAGCAAUAAAGAAGAACUGAGGGAAGGAUGAGAGUGUGAAGGGGCAGUCUGGCCGAAAUGUGACCAAACCCUUCUACACAUUUUCCCCCCAGAGGUAGACGGCGUGAAGAUGCGAAGAACAACAUGAGGAAGACUGAAAUCCAACAGGAACCGUGCACAAACACCCACUGUUCUUUGUAAAAUCAUUGAAUGCGCAACAAAUUUACAUUAUUUUUUCAGCAGUUGCCACACAUCCUUCAUAGAUUAGUUUUAGCAGUCUUUUUAAAAAACAAAACAAAAGUAGCACUGCCAGUUUUCUUAGGUGUUUUAUUUAAUACUGUUUAGCCUUGUGGUAAAUGAUCAGACCACUGCACGGGUAUAAAUAGUGCCUUUGGAAAAUGUCCUCAAGUUGAUUCUACUUUCAUUGACCUAAGCAUAAGAUCAUCAAAAGUUCACUUCAAGCUAGUGAUAAAUGAUAUUUCAUUGAACUUAAACACACAAGCCUGUUUCUGAACUGCUAUACAGGGUUUGACCUCAACGAGUUAACAAUUUAACAAGUAAGAAACUAAAAAAGACGAGUGUGCGUUUGCUCAUUAUUUAAGGUAUUAAAAAGAGUAGAGUUUCCAGCAAUUGCUCUAAUUUAUCUAGUUAAUUUAACAGAUUUAGUUAAGUGUCAUUCCCCUUUUCCAGGUGUUUGGUUUGAAGUGAUUAAGAUGAUUACCUGUGAUUACAAAGAUUUAUUACAGUGUUGAGUUCCUGCCAAACACUUCCCUCGUGAUUCCCAAUAUGCAGAAUGAUGAUUUCUUUGUUGUGGUAUUCAGUAGUGUUUACCAUCUGCCGGCAUGAACCUGUGUGCUGUGUCCUCUACUAAAACAUGCAUUGUUCUUUUCAGACAUGUCAGACAAAGUACUGAACAUCACAUUGUGUCACAUGAGAAGGGAACGCGCGUAAAGUUCAUGCUUACGUGCUGAUAAGGCAUUGACAGUCUGGUUUGUGGGUUUGUUUACUGCAGUGGCCCCUUUCCACCAGCUGCUACAAAGGGAGGUCUGGAAAUCACAUUGCCAUGAGCUGAUAAUAUAACUGUAUAAUAAAGGGGUACCGCUGUGAAAGGAUUCAAUCAUCCAUGCACUGAACAGAGAUCAGAUUUACAUCGAACACACCAGAGGGGAGGCUGCUGUGGAGGUCCAGAAAAAGGGAGGUUGCAACUCUCAGGGCACAACCCAAACGCCCAAAGCACCGUUAGAAUAUACAGCCUGUUUUAUCACACUAUUUUGUUUGUAAAUAUAUGAAAUAAAAUAAUUGCAAGUUA
Molecule: messenger RNA, 2297 nt
Organism: Betta splendens (Siamese fighting fish)
Lineage: Eukaryota; Metazoa; Chordata; Actinopteri; Anabantiformes; Osphronemidae
Gene: pex19
Product: peroxisomal biogenesis factor 19
Exons: 8
Coding region: 77-952 (291 amino acids)
Biological process (GO): protein import into peroxisome membrane
Cellular component (GO): peroxisomal membrane; peroxisome
Source: RefSeq, a predicted model, not a curated record